Messenger RNA from Osmia lignaria (orchard mason bee), 2003 nucleotides. It is a transcript of the gene ProRS-m, whose product is annotated as prolyl-tRNA synthetase 2-like protein, mitochondrial. Gene Ontology annotation, cellular component: cytoplasm; mitochondrion. Lineage: Eukaryota; Metazoa; Arthropoda; Insecta; Hymenoptera; Megachilidae. The record is from RefSeq and is a predicted model, not a curated record. Gene Ontology annotation, molecular function: ATP binding; proline-tRNA ligase activity. Gene Ontology annotation, biological process: prolyl-tRNA aminoacylation.
CUGUCUUGAAAUAUGAAUACCGUGGUGUAUACUACUAAUAAUACUUGAAUAAUCUUGUUUCGUUGUGAAUUUUAUAUUUAUAUUACUUAUAUUUUAUUUCUUAAAAAUGUCAAAUAUACCAAUUCGCAAUAUAAGUAAGGUAUCAAAGUUGUUUCAACCAAUGACAUCCAGAAUUAGUACUAUUAAAAAAUCAGAAGUUUUUUCAAAAAGCUAUGAGCAUUUAAUUAAGUAUGGAUUUAUUAAACAAGUUAACAGUGGCAUGUAUGCAUAUUUACCUCUAGCAUUACGUGUUUUAAAUAAAUUGACAACUCUUGUUGACAAUGAAAUGGAGAGAAUUGGAGCCCAAAAGAUAUUGCUUCCAGCUUUAACAUCAACACAUUUAUGGAAGCAAACAGAUAGAUAUAAUAAUAAUAAGUCUGAGUUGUUUAUAUUAAAGGAUCGAUCAAACAAAGAAUAUAUACUAAGUCCAACAUGCGAAGAAACAAUUUGUAAUUUAUUGUCAUCUUCAGGAAUAAUAUCAUCACAAAUAUUGCCUUUAAAGCUCUAUCAGAUUUCUAGUAAAUGGAGAGAUGAGAUGAAACCACGUCAUGGAUUUCUAAGAAGUAGAGAAUUUCUUAUGAAAGAUUUAUAUACAUUUGAUUUGAGUUUGAAUAAUGCACUAAAGACUUAUGAAGAAGUGUGUGAAGCUUAUGAAAAUAUAUUUAAGAAUAUAGGUUUAACAUUUGUAAAAGCUGUUGGUGAUCCUGGAUUUAUUGGAGGUUCAGUGUCUCAUGAAUAUCAUUAUAAAAGUAGUAUAGGAGAAGAUGUUGUCUGUAUAUGUUCAUCUUGUCAGUAUGCUGUUAAUAAAGUUAUGUGCAAUGACACACAUUGUCCUAAAUGUAAAAAUACAUUAGUUCAAGAGCAGGCAAUAGAGGUAGGGCAUACAUUUUUAUUAAAUACAAAAUAUACAAAACCUUUAAAUGUGAAAUCUAGAAUAGUUGAUACAGCAUCACCUUUAGUGAUGGGUUGCUAUGGACUUGGCCUGAGUCGUAUUUUUACAAUGUUAGCUGAAAUAUUAUCUACUGAAACCGAAUUACGGUGGCCAAAACAUUUAGCACCUUAUACAUUGUCUAUUAUACCACCAAAGAAAGGGAGCAAAGAAGAAUCUGCAAAUCAGUAUGUAGAUAAAGUGAUAGAGAUUUUAGAUGAAUUAAACAUCGACGCUAUACUUGACGAUAGGUCAGAUUUAACGAUUGGUAAUCGUUUAAUGCAUGCUCGCGUAACCGGAAUACCUUACGUUAUAAUAAUUGGAAAGGCUACUCAAAAAUCGCCACCUUUAUUCGAGAUCCACGACAUAAAUAACUCAACGCAGUGUGAUCUAAGUUUAGAUAAUAUGUAUAGUUAUUUCAAUGAUGAAAAAACUUCAAAUAUCAUUGAAAGUACCAAAGUAUCAAAGGCUAAUUAAAUUAAGAUCGUCUAUUUCCACCGCACAUUACAGCACUUGUUAUUGUAUACUUGGGAUACUUUUUUAUAUCUUCAAUGUUAAGAGUCUUCUUUGUUGUUUCCUCUAUAGCUAACUCCAAUGUGUAAGUUUUUAAGUCUAUUUGAGGAACAGGAAGGUGAUUCCUUACAUAAAAUAGUUCCCUGGAAUAAAAGAAACAUUUUCAAACUAGCUUCUUUUUUAACAAACAUUCUUUAAAUUGAAAAUGUAUGUACACAGGUGUAAUAAAGCUUUCAAUUAACAGAGAAGGAGAUGGCUCAGCACAAAAAGGUUUGUGUCCAUUAAUUUUUAAAGCUUUGUGUCUAACAGGUUCAUUUGAAUAUGGAUCAUUUUCAUUAGCUAUAUUAGAAAUGGCAUCUUCUUCAGAAAUAUUUCCAAUUCUCAUUGAUUCAAGAAGCUCAUAUAUUUCUGUGGUAUUAUGAUUUGCAAAGAUUGUCCAAAAUGGUUCAAUUGAACUACCAGCUGCCAUUAGGAUCUUGGAAGGACCACCUGGAUGUUUUUCAAUAAAAUCUGUUACAUCAUA